This is a messenger RNA of Salvia miltiorrhiza (redroot sage), 3038 nucleotides long. RefSeq names its product protein SCD5-like. NCBI's taxonomy places the organism in Eukaryota, Viridiplantae, Streptophyta, Magnoliopsida, Lamiales, Lamiaceae. The record is from RefSeq and is a predicted model, not a curated record. The transcript has 10 exons. Gene Ontology annotation, molecular function: protein binding. Bases 395 to 2881 code for a protein of 828 amino acids.
AGAAUUUAGAAAAUAGGAAAGAACUUGAGAUAUUAUCACCGGUAUAGAGAGAGAAGUUUUCAGAGAGAGAAACAGCGAAGGGUUUGCAACGGAAGCUGCUGAUUUUCAAAAACCGCUCUCUUUCUCUCUCUCUCUCUACUUCUACUAUUCCUAAUACUUGUACUUAUAUAGCCGAAAACACCAAUUACUGUGUGUUUUUUCCGCCUCUUGCUUGAAGUGAGCUACUACAGCUAUAUAUAUAUGUAUCGAGUCAUCGAGGUUUCUAUAUAAGUCAUCUAAAUUUUGAGUUUAGACGAAAAGUAGAGAGCUCAGUGAUAGAAGAGGGGAGAGUAAGGCAAAGCGUUGGCUUUGCGUUUGCGAGAUACGCAGUGUGUUAGAUCUGUUUGAGGCGAGGAUGAGUGCGAGGAAGGGAAAGGGCGCCGCCGGCAAUGUUGGCGGCCAGCAAUCCAUUCCGGCCAGCGCGCGGAAGUUGGUUCAAACCUUGAAGGAGAUAGUUAACUGCACGGAGGCGGAGAUCUAUGCCGCUCUCAAGGAAUGCAAUAUGGACCCUAACGACGCCUUCAAUCUUCUUGUCUCUCAAGAUCCUUUCCGCGAGGUGAAAAGUAAACGAGAAAAGAAAAAAGAGGGAAAAGACACUACUGAACCUAAGUCUCGUGGUGCUAAUAAUAAUCCUGGUAGAACUGGCAAGACUGGUGCUGAUCGCUUCCGUGGUGGCCCAACUCAUAGUUCUUCUGAGUCUGUUACAUUGCCUGGAAAGACAACGUAUAAGAAAGAAAGUGCUAUUUCAGGAAAUAACAGAAGAGUAUCUGCAGGCCCCAGUGAUGGUGCCACUGCUGAAAAUAAAGGGUUCUCACUUGGUGCAACCGAGACUACUCCUUCCGGAGUACAGCCAGCUUCUGGAUAUCAAUCUGCUGGGGUUGGGGCAUCUGGACAGGUUUCCAUGGCUGACAUUGUAAAGAUGGGCAGAUCACUGAAUAAAACAUCAAAUGCACCGGAUGCAUCUUCAGCCCAGGAUAUCCCAAUUAGUGAAGAGUGGCCUACCAUGGAGAAGCCACCUGCUACACAAGUGUCAUCUGCACCAUACUAUGCUGUGGACUCUGAGCAGCAUCCGGUACCACCUUCUGACAGUUUUAAUCGGCAGUCUGAGGCAGAAGAGGUUCAAGGCGUAGAGGAAGAAGAUGAUAACACUGAAAAAUCUGGAGCAAAUGCCGUGGAAUCUGAUUCUAUCUCAAGUAGUAAGUUUUUGGAAGAUGAUUCCAGAGGUGCAUCUCUGUAUGAAGAUGAUUUGUAUAAAGAAAUGGGUUCGUUUCAUCAUCAGGCUCCUCAUGAUUUCCAUGAAGUUGAAGAUAUUGGUGCUUCAGUGUCAGGAGUCUCCAAAAACUUGCAACAGCUUACUGUGGAAAAGGACGAUAGAGGAUUGCCAUCUGAAGGGGAUAAUACAACUUCUAUGAAGAUUCCGGAUGGCUUGCGAAUUCAAAAUGUAGAUUUUUCACACUUGAGCUUUGGUAGUUUUGGACUUGGCAUGGGUGCUGUACUUUCUUCUGGCAUUGUUAAAUCUGAGCCUGUAGAAACUAACGUGGAAGAGAAACACAAUGAAGCUGAUAUUCCAUCUGUUCAGCACAUGGACUCUAGAAGCACUGAUUAUUAUCUCGACGAUUCUCUGAGAGAUGCUUCCGAUGGUGGUUUGUUCCAUGGAAGCAGUGCUAGUUCAAGGGAUUAUGAUCCAUCUUCUGCUUCUAAACAAGAAGAGUUGAAGCCUGAAAAUGCCGAAGGGGCCCAUAGAAGUCAAUUUGGUUUUCCCCCUUCCAACCCUGGCUUUAACUUUGACGGCACUGGCACACAACACAUAAAUGCCACUUUUGAUGAAACGAGUUCCCAUAUGCAAAAGCUAGCUCCUUUUUCGGAUGCUAUGCAAUCACACUCAAAUGCAGUACCAAGCACUUUGACCCCUGCUAAUGUUCAGCCCACCAGAGAAAGUGAUCUCCGGUACUCUCCUUUCCCUGUGAACCAAUCAGUGUCUGACCAAUUUGGAAACUCUUUUGCUUCAAUUGGCGGUUCAGCGAUUUCUAUGUCGGAGGCAUUGAGGAUCUCGUUGUCACAGCCAGCUCAAGAAAGCCCUUCUGGGACGAGCGUCGCCACAGGACCUCCUCCUCCUCCUUCACACCUUGUACAACCGCAAUAUCCUCAGCCCCCUGUUGCUUUGGGACCAUAUGCGAACAUGAUUGGCUACCCGUUCUUACCUCAGAGCUAUACAUACCUGCCUUCUGCUUAUCAGCAAACAUUUGCAGGCAACAGCUCGUACCAUCAAUCUCUAGCAGCAGCAUUAAUUCCUCAGUAUAAAAACAAUAUUUCUGCCAGUAGUAUGCCUCAGUCCGCUGCCGGAUAUGGUGCUUUCGGAAGUAACGCAAAUACCCCUGUGAAUACACCCCCUGCUCCAUCUGGAACGAAUUUGAACUAUGAUAAUGCCUUAAGAGAACAGUACAGGGACAACUUGGCCUCGCUUCAGCAGAGCGAAAACUCAGCUAUGUGGGUUCAGGGUCACAAUUCUAGAACGAUGUCCGCUGUUCCAGCCAGCUCGUACUACAAUUACCAUGGACAAAACCACCAGCAAUCAGGUGGAUUCAGACAAGCACAGCAGCAGCCAUCACAGAGCUACGGGCAACCGGGGUACCCUGACUUCUACCAGUCUCAGAGAGGCGUAUCACACGACCAGCAACAGCAGAAUCCGGGACAGCCAUCACAGCAAGAACUGCAGCAGCUUCAAGCACGGCAACAACACCAACUGCAUCAAUCACAGCAACAGCAGCUGCUUUAUGCACAGCAGCAACAGCAGCAGCAGCAGCAGCAGCAGCAGCAGUCUCAGUUUUUCAGGGGAAUGUAAUGUGCGAGAAAAAAGUGGCCUUUCAAAUGGAAUGCAUUUGAGCCUAUGUGCCUAUAGAGGCUGUAUUCUGCCAUACUUCUUGUCACUUGUGUUGAUGUAGUAACGUAGGAACUCCAGUGCUAACUUUGUGUUAGUAGAAGACUUCUCUUUUUCUUUA